GAACGAGGUUUAAAUGAAAAUUAUGAUCAUUGUCGUACUUUUUGUGAUGUCAAAUAAAAAAAAAUAUGUCACGCUCUAGAAUUUUGCAGUAUGGUAUUCCGUUUUUAAUCUUUAUUCUCGGUGGAUCGGUUGGCCUUCGAGAAUUUACGGAAUUACGUUAUAGAUAUAAACAUACAUCUCAAUAUAAUAUACACGAUGAAUUAGAAAAAGAGGGAUUUCAAAUGAAAUCACCAGAAGAAAUUACUUUGGAGAAAGAAUAUGAAAAGUUGGAGAAGCUUGAUCUUGACAACUGGAAGAACAUUAGAAUACCACGACCAUGGGAGGAACCAGAAGAUACAAAAAAUUGAGUAUAAAUAAAAACAUUUUCAGUCUAUGUGAUUGAUAUAUAAA
This is a messenger RNA of Atta colombica, 390 nucleotides long. RefSeq names its product cytochrome c oxidase assembly protein COX16 homolog, mitochondrial (gene l(3)neo43). The record is from RefSeq and is a predicted model, not a curated record. Gene Ontology annotation, cellular component: mitochondrial inner membrane. Gene Ontology annotation, biological process: mitochondrial respiratory chain complex IV assembly. Bases 66 to 347 code for a protein of 93 amino acids. NCBI's taxonomy places the organism in Eukaryota, Metazoa, Arthropoda, Insecta, Hymenoptera, Formicidae. The transcript has 3 exons.